Molecule: messenger RNA, 3324 nt
Organism: Pseudozyma hubeiensis SY62
Lineage: Eukaryota; Fungi; Basidiomycota; Ustilaginomycetes; Ustilaginales; Ustilaginaceae
Exons: 1
Coding region: 1-3324 (1107 amino acids)
Molecular function (GO): nucleic acid binding
Source: RefSeq, a predicted model, not a curated record
AUGCCUACCGCAACUAAACGCAGGGAACAGGUGGCUCCUCCAGCUAAGCGCCGUCCAUCCGCUGCUGCUCUCUCGGAGUCGGGCUUGUCACGGCGCUCUUCUCAUGGCUCUUUCAGGACAGCAACCGGAGAUUCCAACUUCACGCGUGCUGUUUCUGCCACCGACGACGAGGACGAUGAAGAUGACGUUUCCGAUGAGGAGGACGAUGAGGAUCAGCUGCAAGGCGAUGCCGACGAGACGGACAAAGCAGCCCGUCAAGCCCGCUCGCCAAAAGGUCUCGUUACCGCCAGUCAGGAACAGGAUGAGGCGGAAUCGAGCGAUGCUUCGGAAGACUCACCUGCUAUCUUCAACAAGAACCCUUCAAGCGAUACUAGCACCCUCCAAAAAUCGCCUCCGACCUCUCACGACGAUGCCACCUCCGAAAAAGCUGCUCCAAAACACGAGCCCAGUCCCGUCAAGUCCAAAUCCGCCCGCGACCAGCUCGCCGUCCCAGACACCUCGCUCACCUCCACCAGAAACGGCGGAACCCAACGCAAGAGCGUUCGUGCCUCUUACGCUAGCCAUCUCACGCUCCCGUACCAGCACUCGGAGGCCGGCGACUACCAGGAUGCCUCCAAGCGUCUCAGUAAGAUGACCACCGCUACCAGCAAGCCCAGUAGCCGAGCCGCCUCUCGCGCAGCAAGCUUCAUGGACUCGCCGGAGACCGAGAUGCGCGACGUACGCUACCGCUCUGCCUCCGAACGUGGUGGCAGCAGACUCAGCCGCCUCCUGCCAGCCGCCUCGCUCCUCGACUUCGGCGGAUCGGUCCGUAACUCUCACCAGUCUCAACGUGGCCCUGGCUCCCGCUACGCUUCCAGCUUUAUCGAGCCAAAGUCCCCUUCGUAUCGCGAGGCGCUCCCCGCAGCCGGCAUCCAUCAUCGCGAUUCGGACCGUCUCAGCAUUGCAUCUCGUGCAACCGCUCGCAGACCUGCCUCCAUAGCUUCCAAGAUGCUCGAUUCCGACAGCCAGGUCUUUCCCGGUACGCGCAUCCGCAAGUACAUCGAACCUCAGCUCAACGAAGCUAUGCGUCGCGUCAUGAAGCAGUUCUCAGGCCACAACUUGCAAGACCACCGAUGUGAUGGUUACCCCAUCGCUGUGUUCGUCGGUGCCACCGCCAUCGACACCGGCAGCAUUAUUCAGCCUCACGUCUCGGGCGCUGUCUCUCUUUACUUCGGCCCUGGUCAUCCCAAGAACAUGGCCUCCUUACUUCCCGAGGAAGACAGGACGCCGAGUCACCUUCUCAAUCCCAAGGCGCCCACCCCUUCAUCGCUCUCUCGCCGUGCAGAGCUGCGUUCGGCCAUCACUGCUCUCCACACCAUCUACGAGCUUUACCGUGGCCGUGCCUGUGCCCACGUUUGCAUCGACUCUGCCUACGUCGCAAAGGCCUGGGGCACCUGGAUCCCAACCUGGGAGCUCAGGGGUUGGCCUGGUGAGGAUGACGAGGAGGAAGGCGAUCGCGAGCGUUGGGAGGAUCAGUACAGCGAGCGACGCAGGAACCAGCGCAGGGCCUACGAUAAGCACGGCUCUCGGUAUAUGGAUCUACCUAGUCGACGCGACCGAGAUGGCUACACAAGCGACGGUGGCAGAUACCGCGACUCACGAGCGCCUCCGCGUCGCGGCGGACGCGACGGUCACGAUGACUGGCUGUCCAACGACCCUUAUGCCGAUCGUAGCCCUCGACGAGGAAGCUCCCGUCCUCGACGACGAGAUGGUCGCGGCGGCUACGACUAUCCCUCUGAGGAAGACUCGCCUCGUCGAGACGGCCGUCGCCGAUACGCCGAUGAAGAUGACUAUGGCUAUGGCGAUCCCUACUCCCCCGACCGCUCUCCUCCUCGACGCCGUCCCGUGCGCCGCGCACCGGGUCGACGCCUGGUGGAUGAGGACCUCCUGCGCGAGCUCGCCGACAUUCGCCACGAGUUCGCGCGUGUCGAGCGCCAGCGAAAGGGCUCCGCUCAUCUCUACCUCAUUGACCGCAGCAACAAUCCGGCUGACCGCAUGGCUCGCGCCGUUGCAAAGUCCGAGGGCAGCCUGCUCCAGGCGGAUGAGUUCGACACACGCUCCGAAAUCGGUUUACACGUUGACGAGGCCCGCCUCUCAGAUGAAGAACCUCUCGACGAGGAGGAGGAUGAAUUCCUCGAGACACGUAGCAGGUUCUCCACUGCGUCCAAGAGCACCAAGGGUGGUCAAAGGCGUCGAAGCAACCGUGCCAACUCGAGAAACAGCAUCAUCUCCAAUGCAUCGGGCAGGCUGCGAAAUUCGGCGUCACUGCCCGCCGGUCACCUGAAGGGCGCAUCACGAAGGCAGCUCGACACCUUCGCCGAGGAGGACGAGGACGAUCUCGCCGCCGAUGCCAGAUCCGUCAGGACGCACAGGUCCGAACGAUCGCGAAAAUCGACGCGCGCCGAGAGGGAGAGGGACGAGUAUCGCGCGAGACAGGACAGGCUUGACGCCGAGGCAGCUGCCAUGGUUAAACGGUCCACCACGCAAUCGUCUACCAAGAGGUCGGCAUCGCGCGCAAGCCGAUUGGCCCCACCCGUUUCAGAGAGAGGCGGCGCCUCGAGGCUCUCGAUCGAUUCGAGGAAGGGCGAUUCACGCAUGUCGGCCGACCUCCUCUCUCCAGACACGGCGUCUAGGCGUGGAUCGAUCGACAGCAGGCGAAGGGUGAGCAAUGUGCGCUCUCAGCCUGAAUUGCGCGAGUCGUCUCGAGCACAAAAGGGUCGAUCCACGGUGCACAGUGCUCUGGCGUCCGCUGCUACUCUCAGGGGUGGCGAUGAGGAUGAAGACGAGCUCGAGACCGAGCCGCGACCUCGUCGCUCGAUGCAGCUCCGCGAGACUGGCUCUAUUCGACCGAGGCAAUCUCGCAGACGCCUCAUGUCGGAGCAGGACAACUACCCCGAGAUGGACGACUUGGUCCCUCCGACGCGCGCGUGGGACAAUGGUUCCAUCUACUCGCGUAACAGCGUUGACAACCGCCGUGCGUCUCCCGCUUCGCCCGCAUCUCAACGCAGAGGUCUGUUCGGUAGCCGAUCGCGCGAUGCACCCCUCUCGCCAGGCUCACCCUCGCUGCAGAAAAAGUCAGGCUUCGGUCUGUUCUCCAACCGCUCCACUCCCUCGCUGCACCGAAACCCUGCCCCCGAAGAUGCGGAUUACGAAUGGUCCAAGAAGAACCGCAAGAGGCGACAGCAGAGAGACUGGCAAUCCACCACCGCCAGUCAGUGGGAAGCGGAAGAGGCGUCGGCCAAGAAGGGUGGAUUUUUGAGUCGCAUGUUUGGUCGCAAGAAGUGA